Molecule: messenger RNA, 1776 nt
Organism: Adineta ricciae
Lineage: Eukaryota; Metazoa; Rotifera; Eurotatoria; Adinetida; Adinetidae
Source: the annotation of a GenBank genome assembly
AUGGACGACAGUGAACUUGUCCGAGCACCUUUUAAUCACGUCUUGGGCACAGCUUUUACAAAUGUGCCAGCUUUUUCGAAUACGGAUGAUGGCGUGUUUCAUAUCGAACGUCAUUAUAUGCAUGGCGUGUUUCUUGGAGUUAAAUGGCAGUGUGUUGAAUACGCACGACGAUGGUUAUUACUGAAAAAAAGUUGCGUUUUCAAGAGUGUUCGGUUUGCUGCGGAUAUUUGGACUCAACUGAAAUACGUUGAGCGUGUUACUGACGAAAAACAAUUUCGUUUAAUACCUCAUGCGAAUGGUUCUCCGACAAAACCGCAGGUCGAUUCGUUUCUUAUUUAUUCAAUUAGUGAAGAGCAACCUGUCGGUCAUAUUGCUGUUAUCUGCGAUGUGGGACCAGAUUACAUUCGUAUUGCUGAACAGAAUGUUAAGUUUCACUAUUGGAACGGUGAAUACGCCCGCGAAAUUCGUAUGGUAGAAAAAGACGGUCUGUAUUAUCUUGAAGAUGAAGAUCCUAUGCAUGGAUGGAUGGAAAUUGAAGAUGAGAACAAUGAACUAAAACCGUUGGAUGAAUCUGUUAUCAAUAUGAUUCAUCCUCGCUAUCAAGAACGUCUUCCGAUAGGUAAAAUUCAACGAUGUGCCAUUCCCGAGAAGAGUGAUGUGACAAGAGAUGGUUGGUUAAACAAAGACAAUCCGCCAGAGGAAUUUUUUAUCGAACAUUUUCUCGAUAAUUUUCAACGUGUAAAUAUUUCUUCGAAUCAUUUAGUGUAUUAUAAAAUUAAUGUUGAUUUUCUUCUGGCGACUGCUGAAACAUCGAAUGAAUUACAUCAAAUGUUUCUCGAAGCAACCAAACGUGUCAUUGACGAUGAUGCGUUAUUAACACGUUUUGGAAUACCAAAGCGACUUUGGAAUCGUCUUCGCCGUUCCUGGAAUGACGAACAACAUCUGACGAUGACGGGUCGAUUAGAUUUAGUAUUCAAUGGAGAACAAACCAAAGUUUUAGAAUAUCAUGCUGAUAAUACAACGGCUCUUUUUGAAAGUGCUAUUAUACAAAAGAAAUGGGCAGAAAUAGGUGAAUUACCAUCGAGUUUUACUUCAGGUCGACGUCUCCAUCAGAUCUUAGUUAACAAUUGGAAAAUAAUGGAUAUCACGGCUCCGAUACAUUUAUUAAUCAACGACAAUCAAGAAGAAAUGCUUACUGCUCUCUAUAUGCAAAGCGUUCUAAAAGAAGCCAAUGUUUCAUCGAAGCUUUUCAUCGGUACCGAUCAACUAUUCUGGAAAGACGAUCGUAUUGUUGAUAAAGAUGGUGAACUAGUUCAAGUAGUUUGGAAGUUAUGGGUCUGGGACACUGUUCUUCGCGAUGAGCAGUCCGCUGAACAUCAGGAUGAUGAACAUCCACGAAUAAGUGACAUUCUAUUACAUGAACAAAUUAAAAUUAUUGAACCUUUUUGGAAGAUUAUUACCAAGAAUAGAGCACUCUUAUCUGUACUGUGGGAAAUGUAUCCCAAUCAUUCACAUUUACUACGUGCUGAAUGGAAUUUAACGGAUGAAACCAAAGAAAUAUUAUUUGUUAACAAGCCAAUGUAUGGUUCUGAUGGUGAUGGCAUUUAUCAAGAACGUUUUGCGUUGAACAACUAUGAUGGACAUCAACCUGUUAUUAGUAGUUGGAUUAUUCGAGAAAAAUUCGGUGGAUUCGUUGUUCGUGAAGCUGAAAAUUCGAAUGCUAAUGAGAAUAGUUGUGUAAUACCUUGUUGUAUUGUGUGGGAAGAAGAAAAAUAA